Molecule: messenger RNA, 1912 nt
Organism: Fusarium odoratissimum NRRL 54006
Lineage: Eukaryota; Fungi; Ascomycota; Sordariomycetes; Hypocreales; Nectriaceae
Exons: 2
Coding region: 589-1095 (168 amino acids)
Source: RefSeq, a predicted model, not a curated record
GGGUGAGUUGAGUGUAUGUAAUUUGCUCGGAUUGUAAUUUCAGCAACACAAUAUGCCUGUCUGAUUGGUCAUGGUUAUGGCUGUGCAUGCGUUAAGCUGGCGAACCAACUUCGGCGGAUGAUCUCGGGGGCUUUUCUCAACAAGCAAGGCCCAUAUGACAAGCAUACUGCAGCACAGCCUCGACUAGGCCUCCUUCUCUUUCUCUCUUCUCGAAGGAAGAUGGAAAUUCCAAACCUCACACGUGAGGUGAUGUGCUGAGAUCUGCUGUAGCCCAACGGCACCCAACUCGGCACCCAAUACCCAACAGCCGCUUUUUGAGGCCUGCCCUGGCAUGUUAGGACGGAAUCGAAUACGUGGUUCUUAAUUCUGACCUGUAGUUGGUCAAUAUUGGCGUGAUAUGGCCCCAAUCUGGUCAUGAUGUUGCAAAAUGCGCGUGAGCUUUGGGCGAGCGCUCAUCUGCAUGAACUGCCGACUUUUAUCGACAUGACAAUCCCGAAGCCCGCAACCCUUUAAGACUUUUGAGUGCCCUCUCAACCUCAGAAUUGAUCAACGCUUCGUCUUCAGCUGUGUCGCCAGCUGUGUUAUACUAUGCAAACAACGUCAGCAACAUACCGUCGCAAACCCAUCAUGACGGACGAUUUUUACAAUUCGUGGGUGGAACCUAGCAAAUACCCACGAAUACCCAACGUCUACGAACCAAUUCAAGAUACCCAAGUUUCCGGUCAAUGUGGCAUUCGAGAGAAGAAAGAGUCUGCCUGGGCUGACCAGGAUUCUCGGGAUAGCCAUCAAUCGUCUUGGGCAACCAACCGCAAACCUUUCAGCGGCGAGGAACCACAUCAGUGGCUCAUCAACGACAGGACGAAUUGUUCUGUGGUUGUGCAACUAGGGAGCAGCUACAGGAGCGAGAACCAUAUCCUAGGGGAUAACUUCAAAGACGCAUCGAGAGACUGGCACUUGCCGUCUCAUCACCCAGAUUCAAUUGAGAAGAGACGCGCAAGGCGGGAAGCGAGCUUUGAGAAGUGGAAAGAUGCUGGGGAUAGGGUCUUUUGUCACUCGGGGAGGUUUGGUCAUGAUUUGAACCACUUGAAGGCUUGAACUACCUUGGAGAGGACUGGCUGACAACCUAUUAUGACGACUUUGCGGUUUAGUGGAUUCUUUAAUGUUGAUGCGAACGCAGAUGGUUUGGUAUACUGGUCGUGUCUCACAUUGGCCGAGUUUAGUGGUCGAAUUCUGAAUCGCUUUACCAAGCUGCAAAGCUCAUGCGUUGCAGGGACCUCGUUUCUAAGAAUACCACAAAGCUGCCUUUGCAAUGAUGGACAUGUCUAACGUGUCUGGAACAGCUGUCUGGCCAGUGCUGGGGUAUUUCUACCUUGACCAUCAUGAAUAUUGUAUCAUCUUGGCCAUCGGGACAAUCGUGGAUUCAAUGCGGGUUCCCCCAACAAUCACAGCGACGUACCAGGGAGCUUUGGUAGCAAACGUAUCUGCGCGCCCAAACUCGAGGGUGCAGACAUGGGUUACAAGCUGUUGCUGGUGCUCGAUUCGAUUGGCGAUGAAGGUGGUGCACUGAAACACGAUUUGAUACGUGCCGUGAGACUUGCAUUAGAAUAAAGCAGAUGCAGGAGAGUGAUACUACCUCCCUCCUCCUACUGUAUGGGCCAACAAAACAAAAGCAAAGCUGGGUGAACAGUUCUUGUUUGAAUAAGAGGGGACACGACGACUGAUAUCAUAGAAUACUACUAGCAGGGUAGCUGUUAAUGGAAGGAUUAGUCCUCAUCGGGUGAUCGAUACCUAGUACCUUAUGCGGGUACUUGAAAGCAGGAAACAUGUGGUUUGCUCCGUGCCUGUCGGUGGGAAGAAUCUCGAUGAGCAAGGGGUAACUGUAACCCGAAAUAAUGCAAGGUUGACUUACCAC